This is a messenger RNA of Cherax quadricarinatus, 4345 nucleotides long. Its product is annotated as zinc finger protein 271. The record is from RefSeq and is a predicted model, not a curated record. Gene Ontology annotation, biological process: regulation of gene expression. NCBI's taxonomy places the organism in Eukaryota, Metazoa, Arthropoda, Malacostraca, Decapoda, Parastacidae. Gene Ontology annotation, cellular component: nucleus.
ACUAUCAUUGUUCUCUGUAAAGAAUUUUAAAAUAAACCAGCCCUGGUGAAACAUACAAGAGUUUAUGCAGGAAUAUGACCUCGCUGCUACGGUUCCAGAGGCAUUUCUCGCCCAGUGAUUCGUUUAUUGCUGCAGGAAAGAAACCCUAUCAGUGUUCAUUGUGUAAGACCAUUCUUUCCAAUAAAACAGAUUUGGUACAACAUUUACAAAUUCAUAAAGGAAAGCAACCAUAUCAGUGUUCAGAUUGUCUGAAAGAGUUUUCAGAUAAACUAAAGCUAGAAGAGCAUUUAUUACUUCAUGAAGAAAGGAAACCAGAUGAGUCUUCAGUGUGCCUAAAAACCUAUAAAAAUAAAUCGGCUAUAGAAAAGCACGCAGAUGUCCAAACAGAUAAGAAGCAAUAUUUAUGUUCCGUGUGCUUAAAGGACUUCUCACACAAAUCAGAUCUAGUUAAACAUACAAGAAUUCAUACUGGAGAGAAACCCUAUCAGUGUUCAGAAUGUCUAAAAGUCUUUUCACAAAAUUCACAUCUAAUACAGCAUAUGAGAGUUCACACAGGAGAGAAACCUCAUCAUUGUUCAAUGUGUCUAAAAGACUUUUCACAUAAAUCAGCUCUCAUAAAACAUAUAAGAGUUCAUACUGGAGAGAAACCAUAUCAGUGUCCAGAAUGUCAAAAAGGCUUUUCACAAAAUUCCCAUCUAGUACAGCAUCUAAGAGUCCAUACAAGAGAGAAACCCUAUCAUUGCCCGGAAUGUCUAAGAGAAUUUUCACACAAAUCAGCUCUAGUAAAGCAUAUGAGAGUUCAUACAGGAGAGAAACCAUAUCAGUGUUCAGAGUGUCAAAGAGACUUCUCAGAUAAAUCAGUUUUAGUAAAACAUAUGAGAGUUCAUACUGGAGAGAAACCAUAUCAGUGCUCGGUGUGCUAUAAAACCUUUUCUCAUAAGUCGGCUUUAGAACAACAUAAGAGAGUUCAUACAGGGGAGAAACCUUUCCAGUGUUCUGAGUGUCUAAAGGAAUUUUCACAAAAUUCAAAUUUACUAAAACAUAUGAGACUUCAUUCAGAAGAGAAAUAAAAAUUGAGAGCAGAGCAGUAUUUAUAAGUCAAUCAUAUUUAGGUCUGGAAUCCCUACCAUAUUCUGUGUAACAGAACGAUGAAUCUCUCUCAUUUGGCUGAAUAUUUGUAAAAAUGCUGGAUUUUUACACAGAGUUGACAGGUGUCUGGAUAUACUCUAGAAAUUAGCUAGGAUUGAAAUAUGAACCGACAGUUUUCUCAGCGAGGAACUAUCGGUUCCCAUUAAACUGUUAAAACUACUUACUCAACCAUACUCCUUUGAGAGAAAUAACAUAUAUGUUUGAAAGUUCAUUCAGGAGAGAACCAUAUCAUUGUAUGGAGAAUCUGAGAAAUUUUUGGGGUGCAUACAUAAUCUGGUGAAAUAUAUCAGUCACUGGAAUGUAUAUUUAUAAUUAUAGACUGUAGUUAAUCAACAAAUGAUGAAGAUAAUGCCUUUCUUGAUCCUCCUUUCAUCUAGAUGUAUGUUGGGAACUUGUAGAAGUUCUGAACUCUUUAUAUUUUAGUAGUACAUCACAACUUGAGCCUGGAACUGCAAAAUAGCUGUAGAAGAUCACAUCUAAAUUAUACCUUUAAAUACAUGGCUAUAAUUUUAUCAAAUACAUUAGCAGAGCUAAUGGGUAUCGAGUUUCAAAUGCAUAAGAUAAGUCUCCAUGUGUUUGAUAUUGAAAGUCUUUCACACACUGCAUUCUUGUAGAUUUCAUCCAUAGUCACUUCUUACUUUGGUCAGCCAUAAAAGUCACCAAAUGUUGCUGUUUGUGUUUACUUAUGUUUUUAGCAUAUGUACACCAAGAGUGCUUUCAUCAUUUUCGUAGGAAUUAAAAUAUUCUUGAGUGGUGGUGUACAGUUGAGGUGCAGCCUUACUGGCCCUCAUUUAUUUAUUUGAUAGGCUUUAAACCUAACAAACUGUUAAAUUUAGUUAAAUCUUUCAUCUGUUCAUGAUGAUAAAUGCCUUUGCUUUAUAACAAUUCAAGCUGUGUUCCUUAGUAGUAUAUUAGUAACUUCUUUGUAACCCCAUUUUUUAUACUGAAUGCAAAUACAGUUGAAUCUCUGUAUCCUGACCCUGUUAAGCCAGAAAUUCAUGGUGGUGAAUUGAUAAUUUCUAAAUGUUAAUAAAAGUUUUCUCUUACAGUUAAACCUGUAAGACCUGCCUAGCAUGGGCCAUAGGCCUACUGCAGUGUUACUUUCUUAUGUUCUUGUGUAAGAAAAGUGUAAAAAAUACUUUUCCCGUGAGAUGAACGUUGACCUGGACUAUUAAAUAUGGUCUGGUAUCACCAACAGUCGUGUGAUGAGAGAGGGGUGCAGCAUCUGCAGUGUAUAUCUUGGUGUUCAUCCAGAGCAGUCAUGAGAGACAUUAUAUAAUAUACCCUCAGCUAGGCUGUAUACUUGAUAAUUAAUUUUUAUCAUUUUUUUUGUGGUGGUAUGGUAACUAAUUGAGGCUGCAGUAUCAUCAGCAGCCUAAAUGGUGUCAAGCAAGAUAUCCAUUGUAUUGCUACAUAACAACAAUUAAGCCUUAAAAGUUAUAGGCCAAUAACUACAGUUGCCUCCACUGCUUGCAAGCCUUAAAAAAUUGUAAUGGCCAUUAAAUAAUUCUGACUAUGAUGCUGUGGCAAACUAAGGAUAAGGUUUAUCAUAACAGCAAUGAUGGCAGUGCACACAUUAUUAAAACCAUGUUUUAAGGCCCAGUUUUGCAAUGAAUUACAAAUUUUCACAAAUUAUUUAAAUUAAUACAUCACUUGUUUCAAAACAAUUGGAGAGGAAAUACUGUGCCAAUUAAAGCUUGGACUGACAACAAUACUUUUUCAUACCUUGUAGUGUACAGUACAGUGAACCCUUCAUAAAAUGGACUAAUGAGGGGAAGGGGAUGUCUCCUUUAACAAAAACCCAUUAUAUUGAAGGUUUCCACUUAAUUGCUUGGCUAUCAGAUACAAGCAAAUGCCCAAUAAAACAGACUUUGUCUGCUGGAAUAAACUAGUGUACAGUACAGUAUUACACCACAGUACUGUACAAUACAGCUGUACCUGAAAAAAUUAACUAAAAGUACAGUACAAUAAUUUUUGUUACCUUUUCUUGUGGAUAGAUGAGCUUACAGGUGUACAAUUUCCCAUGUGGUCUAAUGGUGACCCAGAAUAAUUUAAUCUGAUUCAGAGGAGCUGUAAAGCUCUAGCAGUAUCAAUCCUUUAAAGACCAUGGCGGUGCUGAUUUACCAGUGACUACGAGCUUCAAACAAUGCAUACCCUUAGCAUUACUACGGCAUAAUACUGAGAAGUGGUUUUACUGAAUGGCCUUUGCUGAGCCUAUGGCCUGGUGGCUUUUCCUCAUGCUGAUAGACUAGAGUGUGAGAAAGUAAUAUUGCCAACCAGACCAGUUUCAUUAGCAUUAUAGAGUCGAGAUAGAAGGAUGUCUUAAUCAUUAGCAUUAUAGUCAAGAUAGAAGGAUGUCUUAACUCUACUUCAAAUCAUUUAGUAAUACAGCCUCUCCUCACUUAGCAACGUAUUCGUUUACCAAUGACUCGGACUUAAAAUGGGCUCUCUGACCAGUAUGUAUACCUAAAUAAUGUAUAUUAGAGCUGAUCUCCUCUACUCUGUUUAUUAUGAUAUACAGUACACUACUGUAUAUUGUAAGGAGGGGUGUUAAUGUUGCAGUUUUAUAACUGUAGUGUAAAGCACCCCUCUGGCAAAACAGUGAUGGAGUGAAUGAUGAUGAAAGUUUUUAUUUUUUGGGCCAACCUGCAUUUGUGGGAAUCAGCCGAUGUGUUAAUAAAAAUAUACUGUAUAAACAUUUAAAAUGUACUAAAAAUGUUAUGAAUGGUGCAACGGUGACAUUAAAACAAUAUCAAAGAUGGUUGACACAAACCCACUACCUUUAUACUAUGCUCCUUGCUUAGCAACGAAUUCGUUUACCAACGUGGUCUUAAGAAUGGAACUCCAUUGUUAAGUGAGGAGAGACUGUAAUUAUAAUUCUUCAGUAUUUGUGCUUGGUUGUUACAAAUAAGAAAUAGCAGUGAGAAUGAGUAUGAAGGUAACAAAGAUGUAGUGUGUUAUAAUAUGAUGUAGUGAUGAACAACACUAUAUGGAGUACGAACUGUUAUCAAAUAUUCCUGUGUCUUCUACAGUGAUAUAUAUAAACUAUUUAUGUUUCUUGGUAACUGAGGAUAUAUGCUAAAGUUAGAAGGCAAGAAAUUUGCCAGGUACAAUAUUGAGUAUUAUUAUUCAUUCCUCUGUUUUGUCCCUCACUUGGGCUCUGGUUUCUCCUAACUCAUAAAAAAGAAAUUUACAA